UUUCUCACAGGCGGCGAGCGCAUGGACUUGGACUGGCGGCUGGCACUACUGCCCUUGACGGCUAGACGCACGGCCGGCGGCGAGCGGACGCGACGCUCCCAGGCAGUGUACUCGUCCGGAUGUCGCGUCGUCCCUCAACCCCCUCCUUCUCAUUCGCUCCGGCUUCGUUCGAAAUGAGGAGGUUCUUGAUUGAUAGAGCAAGCACUGAAAAUGUGAAUGGUGUGCAAUCGGAAAAAGAAGUGGAGGCACAACCACCUCCUAACAUUGCCAAUGAAUUUAGUCCAAAUGAUAUUGAGCGCGAUCCAGGAAAGAGGAAACAAAUUUGUGAGUAUCCUCCUAAUAUUCAAGAUCAAGUGAGAAGAGCAUAUGUAUUGAAGGGUCCAAUGCAACCAGAUUUGAAUAAAUUUCCUCGUACUGAAUUUGGAAGUUCACGUUCAUCAAGAGCAUUUUCUAAAUCUUGGUACAAAAAGCAUUCAUGGAUUGAAUACAGUGAGUGGAAGAAGGCAGCUUAUUGUUUUUAUUGCUUUCUCUUUAAGCAACCUGGAGGGCCUGUGCACUUUGGUUAUGAUGUAUUCACCAAAGAAGGAUUCACUGAUUGGAAGCAUGCAUCUAAAGCCUUCAAAGAUCAUAUUGGUGGUCCUGGUAGUAAGCACAACUAUUGCGUCAAGCAUUAUGAUGAUUAUAAUAAUCAGAGACAAAGUGUGGCAAGCAAUUUUGCUAGAACAAACAAGGAAUCAGAAGAAAUGUAUAAGAUCCGCUUGACUUGUUCUGUAAGUUGUUCAAGAUAUCUCAUCGGACAAGGCUUGGCUUUCCGUGGACAUGAUGAAUCCUCUACUUCUCUGAACAAGGGGAAUUUUAGAGAGAUGAUAGAUUUGGAAAAGAUUAAAAAUGAACAAGUGAGAGAUGCUUUUUACCGUGGUGGAAGAAAUUGCACAAUGACAUCUGGUGACAUUCAAAAGGAGCUUGCAAUGUGUUGUGCACAUGAAGUUACCAAGAGGAUCAUGGCUGAACUUGGUGAUAAACAAUUCUCUGUGCUUAUUGAUGGAUCGCGUGAUAUAUUUGUGAAAGAGCAAAUGGCAGUGAUGUUGAGGUUUUUGAAUGACAAAGGAAAGGUUGUGGAACGAUUUAUUGCUCUGCAUCAUGUCAAAGAUACUACAUCUGAGGCACUAAAGAAUGCUCUUUAUGCAAUUCUUGAUCAUUAUAAGUUACCUAUUUCAAGGAUACGAGGGCAAGGAUAUGAUGGUGCUUCAAAUAUGAGAGGCGAGUUUAAUGGUUUGCAGAGAAAUAUCAUAGAUGAAAACCCUUUUGCUUUCUAUGUUCAUUGCUAUGCUCAUCGUUUGCAGUUGGUGGUUGUCUCUGUUGCUAGUAGUUGCUCAUCUAUUCAUGAUUUCUUUGAGUACAUCUACUUGUGA
Messenger RNA from Triticum aestivum (bread wheat), 1412 nucleotides. RefSeq names its product zinc finger MYM-type protein 1-like. The transcript has 3 exons. Bases 120 to 1412 code for a protein of 430 amino acids. Lineage: Eukaryota; Viridiplantae; Streptophyta; Magnoliopsida; Poales; Poaceae. The record is from RefSeq and is a predicted model, not a curated record.